AUGUUCUGUACCCUAGCCUGUUUGAAAAAGGCCCUGGAGGAUGAGCAGGCACACAAAUUGACAAAAAAAGCGGUCUAUUAUAUAAUAUUAUACAUGUAUAUACCAAACUACUACUUAGAUACAAGGGGGGACCUAUUGUGGUGUAGUGGUGAAGCUGCACUGAGUUUCAAAAAUCCAAAAAAUGCGGCUGUGAAAGCCAACACACCCAGCAAAAUAGGGCCUGACAAAUGCCAUGGAUUAGGUCAAAUUGCGCUGCUGGGGUGCCACUAUCGCGAGCUUCGUGUCCACGUAUACGACCACUCUGGUUCUGCCGUAUCCCCUCCAUUCCAUAUCAGCCAACAGAAGAACAAAUUUCUACAGAUCCUCUUAGCUAUUGUCUUCGGUAACGGCGAGUGCAUCGGUUUCGAUACGACAAUGAAUAUUCGACAGCUCAAACUCCCUGUCUUAUCCCGUCGUUCCAUUCCUCCUAGGAGAUUGCGUGUCCGGAAUAAGAGGGACCCCCCCAGUGAAUCUGUCAUACGGGCGAAGACAGGAGAUGCAGCAUCAGGCGAGCAGUCAGGCGAGUCAGAGGAGUCAGGUGAGGAGUCAGGCAAAGAGUCAGGCGAGGAGUCGGACAAGGAGUCGGACGAGUCAGGAUAUGAUUCAGCAUCAUCAUACAAACCUUCGCCCUCACGUCGCCUAGACACUCUCGGCGAUGAGCGGCCCGAUAUUAGGACUGGUCUUCCUACACUCCCCUCUGAACUGCUUCCCUUGGCCACUCCCACCUCGCUAGCUCCUUUUAUUGCCCAACAUUCCAUUCCUCUGAAUUUGUCGCCAAUCGGUGAAAUUCAAGUCAAUGACAACUGGUACGACAUCCUGGAGGUUUUAUUUUCAAGUCAUGGCCUGGUUGGUCGUGGCACCGUUUGCUACUUGGCUAGAAAAGAUGACGAAGAGUACAUCAUCAAGGACCACUGGGUCCUUGGGAAUGCAGAUGAUGAAGAUAUCUUGAAUGAGGUUGCUAUGUUGAAGAAUAUGCAGGGUGUCCGUGGCGUCCCAGAACUCGUAGAAUUCAGCAAGGUUAAGCUUUCAACUGGUGAGGUCAACAACACGAAGAUUUACCAAUAUCAAGAGCUACCCAGCUUAGUCGCUAUACGCGACAUUGUGGCCAUUCAACAGGAAGCGCAUCGAUGGGGUAUCUUGCACCGCAAUUGCAGCCUCCACAAUGCGAUGAUUGAGGAUGCCAAUGGUAAUAGCCUUGGAAUGCUGAUCAACUGGGAAUUCACUGUGACUAUCACACCAGAGAAUACAUAUGCUAUUGGUGGAACAGGCACAAUUCCGUUCAUGUCGCAGCGGCUCCUGCAGCAAGUGAAAAAAAUCUUGAUCUCCCACACCGCAAAAAAAGGGGCAUCAUCAUCGUCACCUUUGGAAAUCGAAUUCGUCAAGCAAGACUAUUCAGAUGAUCUCGAAUCGCUGUUUUACGUCUUCACUUAUAUCUGCAUCGAGUACAGCGGCCCUCUUGGUGUAGAACACUAUUUGAACCCUUCGAAAGCAUGGCUUCCGCAUGUGGGGAGCAACCGGAAUAUCGGGGGGUGCUUUGAGAACAAGGUUGCAUUCUACACAGUGGGCAAAGGCGAAGCUGCACUCCAAGCGCAGUUUGACGGCUACUUCAAGGAUCUUAUUCCGCUUGCACUGGAGUGGAUGAACCUCCUGAGGCUCAAUUUUCCAGUUCAGAUCGGCGCUGUUGAUGGCCAAGUUCUCCACCGACCCAUUGAAUUCGAUGCACUGCUCAAGAUCCUGGACAAACACAUUACUGAACUUCUUAAGGGCGAGCCUGAGCUGGCCCCUGAACGGUUGCUCCGCAAGAGGUUGGUAGAUAAGCAUAGGCAGGAUGUGCAUGCAUCAGGAGAGAUCAUGAGGGAAAAGGAAUUGGAUUGCACCGCAGUGAAGAAGCGAGGUCUGAAUGAUGAGUGGACUGUUGAACCUGUGAAGAGGAACAAGACAUCGAACUCGGGGUAG
Suillus clintonianus is the source of this 1995-nucleotide messenger RNA. RefSeq lists its product as uncharacterized. The transcript is spliced from 7 exons. NCBI's taxonomy places the organism in Eukaryota, Fungi, Basidiomycota, Agaricomycetes, Boletales, Suillaceae. The coding region runs from base 1 to 1995 and encodes 664 amino acids. The record is from RefSeq and is a predicted model, not a curated record.